AUGUUGUUAGAAAUACCAGAGAUAACUGCUGACCACCCAGAAGUUCAAGCCAUGUUAGAAGAAGCCAAGAAAUGUCCAUCAGUUUCUGAAGAUACAAUGUCACCUCAAAUAUAUGCUAAAGUACUAAAGGGAGCUAUUGCAGAGCUUAUGAAGACAAACAAAGACAGGUUUCCUGGUGCUUCAAAAACAGGAGGGUGGGUAGUGGAUAACUACCCUCUGUCAGCAGACCACUGGUCAGGUUUGUCAGAGAAAGGACUUCUACCUGGCACUGUUGUCUGUCUGAAGGAUACACAAAAAGAUGGAGCCUGUAUACUACACAGAGCAUACCUGGCAAGUAGGUAUGAAAGUAACUCUCAGGUUUUGGAAAGACCAACUGAUGAAGCAUUAGAAAAGAAAGACGAUGAUACAAGAGGAGGACUAGAAGAAACACUGACAUCAGAGGAAGAUCAGUCUCCAGCUGCUGCAGAGAAGAAAGGUGAAAGUGUGUAUCAUUUGAAUUCUGAUCUAAUUAUGUAUUUCUAUCAUUUAGUGGUUUGA
Cinclus cinclus is the source of this 537-nucleotide messenger RNA. RefSeq names its product adenylate kinase 9-like. NCBI's taxonomy places the organism in Eukaryota, Metazoa, Chordata, Aves, Passeriformes, Cinclidae. The record is from RefSeq and is a predicted model, not a curated record. Bases 1 to 537 code for a protein of 178 amino acids. The transcript is spliced from 4 exons.